This is a messenger RNA of Dreissena polymorpha, 423 nucleotides long. RefSeq lists its product as uncharacterized. The record is from RefSeq and is a predicted model, not a curated record. NCBI's taxonomy places the organism in Eukaryota, Metazoa, Mollusca, Bivalvia, Myida, Dreissenidae. The transcript has 2 exons. Bases 1 to 423 code for a protein of 140 amino acids.
AUGGCGCAGGAUGGUUCCAUCGGAUUUCCAGAUCCACAGCCCUUUCCAAACGACACCGUCGGCAUGCCCUAUUUCUUGGUUGGAGAUGACGCUUUCAGCCUUAGCGAGAACAUGCAGAAACCCUAUGGACAUAGAGUCCUGACAAGAGACGAAAGCAUCCUGAACUAUCGGUUAUCCAGGGCUAGGAGAGUAUCAGAAAAUGCAUUUGGGAUUUUGGCCAACCGAUUCCAGAUACUUCUCACAAAGAUGAACCACAACCCAUCAACAGUAAGACUGAUUGUAAAGACAUGCUGCAUUCUCCACAACUUGAUGAGGAUCAGGUACCCCACCAUGCACUGGUUGACCAUGAUGAUAGAAGAGGCGAUGAUCUGGUUCCUGGGCAAUAGAGAAGAGGUCGCAACUUGGAGGAUACCAGGCAUGUAA